AUGGCAGCGAUGUUCAGAUCCAAUACUUUCGCUUCAAAGCUUGUAUGUUUUCCUAUUUUGGUCUGUCGCUUUCUUAGAAUUCAUAAUAUUCGAGGAUGUGAAGAGCUCUAUGAAGUUAUCGGUAUAUGUUUUUUUUUUUUAGUGAUAGCGCGUAGAUUUGCACACACAGAUGUUCGUUUCCCCUCUUUUGACGAUGUUCGUCGAAAAGAUACAUUAGAUCCUCACAUACCUGCUAGUGAAACUGAAGAUACUAGACGUGCACUUCCAUCUGCUAUUUAUUAUGGAGUCGGUGGUAUGCUGGCACUUGUUUCGGCUAAAGAGUGUGUACAGAAACUUGUGGGAUACAAGUGGUUACCGGCAGAUCAAAUGGCACUGGCUGCUGUCGAAGUUGACUUGAAUGAAAUACCGGAAGGACAGAUUAGGGCUUAUGAAUGGCGUGGUAAGCCUGUUUUUGUGAAACAUCGAUCAGCAGACGAGAUUGAGCGUGAAAGAAGUGUUCCGCUCUCAGAUCUGCGCCACCCUGAAAAAGACGAGGACCGCGUUCAUAGAGAUGAGUGGCUGGUUCUUUUAGGCGUAUGCACUCAUCUUGGAUGUGUACCUAUACCAAAUGAAGGAGAAUAUCUAGGCGGUUACUUCUGUCCUUGUCACGGAUCUCACUACGACGCUUCAGGCCGUAUAAGGAAAGGCCCCGCUCCUACAAAUAUGGAAGUUCCAGAACAUACGUUCAGGGGAGAUACUUUGAUAAUCGGGUAG
Molecule: messenger RNA, 753 nt
Organism: Enterobius vermicularis (human pinworm)
Lineage: Eukaryota; Metazoa; Nematoda; Chromadorea; Rhabditida; Oxyuridae
Source: the annotation of a GenBank genome assembly